This is a messenger RNA of Musca domestica (house fly), 966 nucleotides long. RefSeq lists its product as uncharacterized. The coding region runs from base 316 to 909 and encodes 197 amino acids. NCBI's taxonomy places the organism in Eukaryota, Metazoa, Arthropoda, Insecta, Diptera, Muscidae. The record is from RefSeq and is a predicted model, not a curated record. Gene Ontology annotation, cellular component: extracellular region. The transcript has a single exon. Gene Ontology annotation, molecular function: chitin binding.
AUCUUUCUCUUCAAGUCGUUGGCCCUGAAAACUAUUACCUUACUAACCCACAUUUCUUCCGCACACAUUCCACACCCGAUAGCAUGUAGUUCGAUGUUUUUUGAUAAAAAUCAUGUUCAUGCAGUAAAUUGAUGUUGGGGUAAAUGACAUUUUGGAGGUUACAAAACAUACUCCCAACAUUUGUGCGAAUAAAAAUUUUGCAAUAUAAAUAUCAGCCAACGACUAAGAAAAAUCAUGGAGUAGUCUCAGAACAGUCUAAUAGUUCAAAAGCUUGGAAAUUUUUAAACAAAACUUGUUUUGAAAAAAAAAACGAAAAUGCAAUUUUUAAAUCUAUUGAUCCUUGUAUUGGCCGCCCUGGUUUCCUCUGGCCUGGCUGACAUCAUGGAAAAGUGUUCUCGGGUUCCCAAAGAUACCUACAUUGCAGUGGAAAAUGAUUGCCGUUCCUAUAUCUAUUGUGCUGCCGAUGCUGAAGAAUCCUUCCAAGAGGCAUGUCCCAUCGAUACAUAUUUCGAUGAAAACAUUUCUGAAUGUGUUGUAGAUGAAUAUGGCAUAUGUUUGAAUAAGAAGCAAAAUGUUACCAAUUCCCAAAUCAUUACUGAGGAGGAGGAAGAAGAAGAAGACGCUGAGGGAGAAACAAAUGUCAUCGUAACGGAAAAGAAUGAAGUUAAGAAUAAAACAACGCCUAAACCCAGUGUAGAUGUAGCUGCCCACAGACCCAUUUGUAAUCCUUUGGAAAAUAGCUUUCAUCCUCAUCCCGUUCGUUGUGAAUACUAUUAUCGUUGUGUGCAUGGAUUUUUAACUAUUUUCCGUUGCAACUUCUCCCAUGCCUGGGAUCAUCCCAAGCAAAUGUGUCUGCCCCACAAGGAGGCCCAGUGUUAUGGUCAUUCGAAAAUAAGGCGAUCUUUGUAAACCGAUUAGAAUAUAGAUAAUAGUUUUAGAAUGUAUUAUAUAUUAAAUAAGAAAUAA